UGUGAAGCAGGAUCUCUAAAUCAGGCAAAUGAUGUGAAAGAAGAAGGAAAUAAACUCUUUAAGGCUGGUAAGUAUGAAGAUGCCCUAUUGCAAUAUGAACUUGCAUUGCAAAUUGCUUCUGAAGUGCCUUCUUCUGAAGUUUGUUCGAUAUGUCAUGCAAACCGUGCUGCAUGCUUCUUGAAAUUGGAAAAGUUCAAUGACACUAUCAAGGAAUGCACAAAAGCAUUGGAGUUGAAUCCUUUAUAUAUAAAAGCACUGGUCAGAAGAGCAGAGGCAAAUGAAAAGCUUGAACAUUAUGAAGAGGCUAUUGCAGACUGGAAAAAAAUUGUCGGCUUGGAUACUUCAAAUGACCAAGCUAGAAGGAGUAUAAGGCGGUUAGAGCCAAUUGCAGCAGAAAAGCGAGAAAAGAUGAAGGAAGAGAUGAUUGGAAAGUUGAAGGAGAUGGGAAAUUCUAUAUUGGGGCAUUUUGGAAUGAGCGUCGACAACUUCAAAGCUGUGAAAGAUCCAAAUACUGGUUCAUACUCCAUCCAGUUUCAGCGCUAGGCAAAGGGAAGUUGGAAGCGAGAAUGUAUACCCGAAGAAAAAUGGAUAUAUAUUGUUCUUAUGAUUGGAUUCAUGAAUUUGGAUGUCUGGUCUAUUGCAGUUUGUGACUGCUUGUUCUUGAUAUUAAAGUGGGCAAAUAAUUCUGGAUGAAGCAGUUUUUCUUAUGUCAA
This is a messenger RNA of Phoenix dactylifera (date palm), 713 nucleotides long. The record is from RefSeq and is a predicted model, not a curated record. NCBI's taxonomy places the organism in Eukaryota, Viridiplantae, Streptophyta, Magnoliopsida, Arecales, Arecaceae.